Xiphias gladius (swordfish) is the source of this 2108-nucleotide messenger RNA. RefSeq names its product XIAP associated factor 1 (gene xaf1). Gene Ontology annotation, molecular function: zinc ion binding. The coding region runs from base 505 to 1281 and encodes 258 amino acids. The record is from RefSeq and is a predicted model, not a curated record. The transcript has 7 exons. Lineage: Eukaryota; Metazoa; Chordata; Actinopteri; Istiophoriformes; Xiphiidae.
GGAAGAGACGAUUUCACUUUCUGUUUUGGUGAAAUGAUAGGAAAAGUGCCAGGUCAGUUUCCAACUCCAGAUUAUUCUUCGACUUUCCGUGGAUCUUCAUUCAAACAUCUCUGUCGAUGGACAACAAGAAGGCAACACGCACCUGCGGCCAAUGGUGAGGGUUAACUUCAUGUGAGUCGCGUUGGAGGAGUACACACCAAAUUACGUUUCAAAGUAUGGUUGUUUCAGGUUGUUCUGAUCACUGACAGGUGAAUAUACCACACCCGGACUUAAACCAAUAUGGACGUCGAACAAAUCGGUCGGAGUCACAGUUCGGCGUUCCCGCACACCGAAUAGAGUGGUUUGUCAGUAUGAUGUUUACAGCUGUUGCACCGACACCGCACAAAGCAGCGAGCACUGGGAUGAAGUCCUGCCGGGUGCGUUGUGUCAGACGGUAUUUGUAAGAGACUGAAAAGAAUUGGAGAUCCCGACACUGUACCAGACGACAUCUGAUGAUAAGGCAAUAUGAAGUGCCACAAGGAGGUUGCAGAGACCAACUUCGCUCUGCAUGAAACGCACUGCAGUCGCUUCUUAUGUCUCUGUCCUGACUGUGAUGAAGCAGUUCCCAGAGAGCAACUGAACCAACACAGAGAAGAACAGCACACUCAGGUGAGAUGCUCCAAGUGUAACCAGAAGAUGGAAUGUUGUCACCUAAUGGAUCAUGAGUCUGAUGAGUGUGUGGAGCGUCUGCAGACCUGUCAGUUUUGCGAGCUGGAGCUGCCGUGGAAGGAGCUGGACAAACACAGUCAGGUCUGUGGGAGUCGCACCGAGCUCUGCAGGGACUGCAAUCGCUACGUCAAACUGAGGGACCAGCCGGAGCACAACUCGACCUGCUCGGCUACUAACAAUGGCUCAAGUCCUCCUCAAACUACCAGCACUCCACCAAAUAAGACGAAAGUAACAGUUAGCUGUAGCGGAUGUAUGAUGUCAUUUCCAGCUGAGGAUAUCGAGAAACAUGAGCUGGAGUGUGUCCAAGCAUCCAGGUGGGACUAUUAUAAAGAGGCUAAGCUAGAGGAGGAAAAAGUGCAGGAUGAGGGUGGAUUCUGCAGGCAGGUGACCCCCCUUCGGUUAAGCAGCACCUAUAAGGCAACCUCCCUGGCAGACAGACUCGGCAGAGGUCCCUGGGGUGAUGGAGGAGAUCCAGACCAGAUCAGCACUUGCCCCCACUGUCAUCUGGCCCUGCCACUCUUCACACUACGCUGGCAUAAGGCGAAAUGUCAAAUCUACAUUCUCUUGAAAUAAAGAGAACUCCACAGGGGAUAUGCUGUUUCCAAGGUCUCUGAUAAAAAUGCCAUUGGCGAAAGACGAGUAUUUGGGUUGUUCAAAUGUAAUUUUAUCAUUGCCCUACAUUAGAAUUUUUUUUUGAUGUUAAAAUGAAGGGGUACAUUUUUUUUUUAGUUUUAGUGACCUAUGCUGCUAAAGACCCCAUUAAUAACUAUUAAAACAUAGACUACAUGACAAAAUCUGAAUUCCUUUCAAUCAAAUAUAUUUAAACGCAUAUUAGGAUUCUGCUGAAGCAAGUUCCUGUGACAUUUUCUGUGUUUUAGUUAGUAGUAUUCAUAUUAUUUAGAGUAAGAGGGAAGUAUCUGACAAAGCUUACGUGACUGACAUCAUUUAGGCUAACGUUAUCAGCAUAAUGUUUUGUUAUUUGAGGUAUAUUAUACAUCUUUGUGAAAUGUAAUUUCUCAGAAGAUUAAAACAUUUUCAAAAAUUACCUCUUUUACUCCUCAAUCUAAUAAAAUGGGUCAUAUGUUAGUAAACUAAUGUUAUUUUUGUCAGUUGGUUUAGUUAGCUACAGCUACACCUGAGAGUUACUUGAUGUAAUUUUUAGUUAUAACUAAUCUGUACGAAAGAGCUAGAUUGUGUAGUGCAAGCCAUUUUAAUUAAGUGGCCUGUAAAUUUCUGCUCAGUAAACACUUCUGGUAGAACUAGGCUAAGUCUGACCUUACAAACAGCUUGUGCAACCGGAUCCCGUUCACCUUUUCACAGGUUACUUAUUGCAGAAUUCUGGCCCAUAUUAAGUGAAAUAUGGAGGUGUUUUAUUAAUAUGAUUAACUCAUACAUUGAAA